This is a messenger RNA of Cephus cinctus (wheat stem sawfly), 1647 nucleotides long. RefSeq lists its product as uncharacterized. Bases 227 to 1621 code for a protein of 464 amino acids. The record is from RefSeq and is a predicted model, not a curated record. Lineage: Eukaryota; Metazoa; Arthropoda; Insecta; Hymenoptera; Cephidae. The transcript is spliced from 7 exons.
UUGUGCUGUCUCGCAUCCAUAUGAUACAAUGUAUAUGUUUAGAACUCACACAAGUUUUAUCGCACACCAAAGGUGAAGUGUCAUCACGAAAAUGUGAUUAUUAUUAUUACAAAUCCCACUUUAUUGGUGGUUAAAAAAUUGUAACGUACAACGACUUUCCACGGGUGAUCUGAAUUACCGCUCUCGAAAAGACUCACUAGUGCUUUCUCUCCGCAGCGAUACUGAAAUGCCCACAGCUAGUCAGAAUUCUAAUGAGUCAAUGAACAGCAAGGAUCAUUCAGAUCAACAGCAAAAGCAUGAGGAAUCAUUGCACUCAUCUACACCGUCGGUUCUCUCAGAAUUACAUAUGCAGAGUACAGAAAUCGGCGAGAUCACCGAAGUACCAGAUUACGAUAAUCUCAGUAUCUCGGCAGUUUUGCAUUACUGUAAAUACAAGAUUUUAAGGCCCUAUCUGAGAUUGCUUGGAGUGAUGGGUCUAAGACCAACAAGUGGUGAAGAAACGGAGCAUCAUUCACGCUACUGUUUGCUGGCGAAUUUACAUACAUUUCAAGUCAUUGUUUUUAUGUGUAUUGGAUAUGUGCUACAAUAUAUGGCAUGUUUUAGAAGAGAUCGCGGAUUUUCGUACAAACUGUUACCGAUAACGUUUGAAGCUUUAAAAAACAACACGAAACUACGUGAAUACGAGCAAAUUUGUUACGAAAAUGCUGUAUUCAGUUAUCUGAUACCCAGUGUGCUUCACUUAUCUGCAUACCUGUAUACUGUAUACUUAUUUCGAAUUAAGGAGAAUGAGCAACUUCAAAAUUUAAUGGAAAGAGCAUUUUUAUUAUCAUCUAAUGCAGUAAAUAGGGGCAAUCAAAGGAAACUUGUAGGAAUUUUAUGGCUCUUUAUUGGUUUGGGUAUAGUGUGGAUGAUUGUAGCACUUAUUACUGUUAAUAUAAUGAUGGCUGGAGGCAAAAUUUCAUUCCAAUGGCUUAAUCAAAGCCCACCACAAAUAAAAAUACUACUGAAGGUACUUCUAAUAAUUUGUACAUUAUGGCAUGAUAUGGUUCAAGGAACUAUCAUAACAAGUUACUGUCUGCAAGGACAGCUGUUACUUUCUCAUCUAUACUUUCUUCGUGCAAAAUUACUCCAACACACACUGCCUCCUAUAGACUGGAUGAGAGAGCUUUCGGAGUUCAAGAAACUUCUAAGAUAUUUUAAUAACGAUUUUGCUCCAGCAGUAUGUAUUUAUACAGUGGUCAAUUUAUCAUGGGCAGCAUCAGGUGUAAUAUGGCUUUUGAAUUAUGAUAAUAUUGACAUGCAAACCAAUUCAGUAACAUGUAUCGGUGCAAUAAAUAUUUCACUUUGGAUACUUAUCACCCUGGCACCAUUUAUACAGGCUGCUAGAUUAACAACUGCCUGUUCCAUGAUACAAACUAUUGGGCAUGAAGUACGCAUACGACCUUUCGUUUAUCAAGGGACACCUGGAGAGGAUUUGGAUACAAUAUUGUUAUACACAUCAUCAUUAAAAAUGUGCGCCAAAUUGUUCAGGGUGCCUAUUACUGGCCGAUGUUUAUGCCUAAUACUUACCAUAGGAUGUAUUACGGUUCUUACGUUAGGCCAAUGUCAUUUCUUCUCAUAAUUUAUGCAAUUAGUCUAUUUACAGUU